Messenger RNA from Etheostoma cragini (Arkansas darter), 1762 nucleotides. It is a transcript of the gene vps26a, whose product is annotated as VPS26, retromer complex component A. The transcript is spliced from 9 exons. Gene Ontology annotation, biological process: intracellular protein transport; retrograde transport, endosome to Golgi. NCBI's taxonomy places the organism in Eukaryota, Metazoa, Chordata, Actinopteri, Perciformes, Percidae. Gene Ontology annotation, cellular component: retromer complex; endosome. The coding region runs from base 247 to 1233 and encodes 328 amino acids. The record is from RefSeq and is a predicted model, not a curated record.
UUCUGGAUCAAGCAAUUGUAAAACCAAGUCACUUAAUAUUUUUCUAAAUAAUAUAGCUACAGCAUUGUGAAUAGUGUUUAGGUGUCUUCAACCUCUGACUGUGUCCCAGGAACGUUUUUAGCCUCCUCCCCCUGACAACACACACAUGACCCGGGUCACAUGAGCCUUGAUACUACCUCCUGGUUCAGACAGACGGGCUACACGGAUCGAGGCUAGCUGUUAGCUUCAACUGUCUACACGGCCGACAUGAGUUUCCUAGGAGGUUUAUUUGGGCCGGUGUGUGAGAUAGACGUACUGCUGAACGAUGCAGAGAACAGAAAGACAGCCGAGUUGAAGACAGAAGAUGGCAAAGUAGAGAAACACUACCUGUUCUACGACGGAGAGUCUGUGUCUGGCAAGGUGAAUCUAAAUGUGAAGCAGGGAGGAAAGCGACUGGAGCAUCAGGGCAUCCGCAUUGAAUUUGUUGGACAGAUAGAGCUGUUCUCUGAUAAGAGCAACACCCAUGAGUUUGUGGACUUGGUGAAAGAGUUGGCUCUACCUGGAGAACUCACCCAGAACCGGAGCUAUGACUUUGAGUUCAUGCAGGUGGAGAAGCCCUAUGAGUCCUAUACUGGAGCGAAUGUCAGGCUAAGGUAUUUCCUCAGGGUGACAAUAGUUCGUCGUCUGUCUGACUUAGUGAAGGAAUACGAGCUGAUUGUCCACCAGUUAGCCACCUACCCAGACGUCAACAACUCGAUCAAGAUGGAGGUCGGCAUAGAAGACUGUCUGCACAUUGAGUUUGAAUACAAUAAGUCAAAAUACCACCUUAAGGAUGUGAUUGUUGGGAAGAUCUACUUCCUGCUGGUCAGGAUCAAGAUCCAACACAUGGAGCUACAACUCAUCAAGAAGGAGAUAACCGGCAUAGGUCCCAGUACUACCACAGAGACAGAGACAGUUGCAAAGUAUGAAAUAAUGGAUGGAGCUCCAGUUAAAGGAGAAUCAAUCCCCAUCAGACUGUUCCUGGCAGGAUAUGACCUGACACCCACCAUGAGGGAUGUCAACAAGAAGUUUUCUGUACGCUACUUCCUUAAUCUGGUGCUGGUAGAUGAAGAGGACAGAAGAUACUUUAAACAACAGGAGAUUGUUUUGUGGAGAAAAGCCCCAGAGAAGAUCAGGAAAAGAAACUUCCAUCAGCGUUACGAGUCACCUGAGCCCCGAACCCAGCCAGUUGAUGCAGAGCAGCCAGAGAUGUGAAGGUGAUGCUAUGAACUGAAAAUACACACAGACACACACCAACUCUUCAGUGCUGAACAGCCAGAGGUGUGAGGGCUGCCACACUGUCUCCCUGGACUGAGAAAUGUAUACAUGAAUACAUAUAACAUACCUUCAGACAUCCCCGUCACCACUCCACAGCUUCAGAUGGGAGCUGUCCGACCACCUUCACUCUCUUCCCAUGGACUGAAACACACUUGCAUACAGAUGCACAAGCAUACCAUCCAAGAAGGUUGAAAGCUGAAUGUCAAGGCUGGAAUGCAAAUCAAACAGACCCAAGUAAGGAACAGUGAGGCAGCCUAUUUUAUCUUGGCGUCUCCGACUGAAAACAUGCAUACAUUUAUACACAAUUGAAGCCAUACAAUCUCACUUUGCUGAAUGCAUAAUAAAAAAGGAGCAAAGAGGACACGGCUACAGACCACUAUACCACUCCAUUUAUCCCUUUCUUCUGCAACAGGAGCUUCUUUUGUGUGCAUAUUUGGACAGCACUUAUCCAGGACUUUCUCUUCUC